CAUAACAUGCUGCAGCAGUUGGAGAGAGAGGAGAGAGAGAGUUGAGAAAGAGAGUUGAGAGAGAGAGAGAGAGAAAGAGAGAGCUACGCGACCGUGUGAGUCAGUGUGGAGACGUUUGUACAGUUAAAAUAGAAAUUGCACAACGCGGAUUAAAGUAACAGCCAUGUUUAUACUUUCCGUAUUCUGCAGGGCUUUGUAAAGCGAAUUCACUCGGCGAAUUCAGGUGUGUGCUGCUCACGGGGGCUCGUCACUGUUGCAGAGUUCCGAAGGCCUUGGGCCCUCAUCGAAGACUGAGAGCCAGAGGGCCUGGCAUGCCAACAUGGACGGGCACAACAGCCACCUGCAGCACAACUUUGAGGAUCAGAACAAGCUGUACAAGCCCCCAGGACAGGAAGAUCAGAGGAACAUGCCAGCCUAUCAGUACUGCUGCUCGCUGGCGAACUUCCACAUAGAGAAGAAGAUUGGGCGGGGCCAGUUCAGUGAGGUGUACAAAGCCACCUACCUACUGGAGGGCAAACAGGUGGCACUGAAGAAGGUCCAGAUCUUUGAGAUGAUGGACGCUAAGGCACGACAGGACUGUAUCAAAGAAAUAGACCUUCUGAAGCAGCUGAAUCACCCGAACGUGAUAAAGUACAUGGACUCCUUCAUCGAGGACAACGAGCUCAACAUCAUACUGGAACUGGCUGAUGCCGGCGACCUGUCUCAGAUGAUCAAGUAUUUUAAGAAGAAGCGGCGGCUCAUCCCGGAGAGGACCAUAUGGAAGUACUUUGUACAGCUCUGCAGUGCCCUGGAGCACAUGCACUCCCGCAGAGUCAUGCACAGAGACAUUAAGCCAGCCAAUGUGUUCAUCACGGCCACUGGGGAGGUGAAGCUGGGAGACCUGGGGCUGGGCCGCUUCUUCAGCUCCAAAACCACUGCAGCGCACUCACUGGUGGGAACACCCUACUACAUGUCUCCAGAGAGGAUCCACGAAGGUGGCUACAAUUUCAAAUCAGACAUCUGGUCCCUGGGGUGCCUGCUGUAUGAGAUGGCCGCUCUGCAGAGCCCAUUCUACGGGGAUAAAAUGAACCUGCUGUCUCUGUGCCAUAAGAUUGAGCAGUGUGACUACCCUCCUCUGCCCCCUGAACACUACUCUGAGAAGCUGAGGGAGCUGGUGGGCAUGUGCAUCAACCCCGACCCCGACCAGCGGCCCGACAUCGUCUUCGUCCUGCAGUUCGCCCGGCAGAUGCAGCUGUGGACCUCCAGCACCUGAACCCGACUGAGGAGUCCAAUCACGUUCCGCUCUGGAGAACCUAACCGCAACCACGACCGCCCACAGACACGGUCCGCUCCUCUCCCGUGCUCCUGCCUGGACCCCGGUCCUUCGGUUCUGUUUCCGAGAUGGAAUUUGGAAUUUGGAAUGGAUGGAAUUUUCGAUGUUUCACGAACGUUAGAGAAAGGGCAGGUUCUGCCCGUUCGUUUUUAGUUUUAUUUGCUUUCUUUUUGGAAAAUCUUUUAACUUUUUUCAUUUUUUAAUGAGGGCCUACAUAUGGUGGGGAUUAAAAAAAAAACAAUAAAAGUUAAAAAAAUAAAAAUAAACCUGAUACAAA
Molecule: messenger RNA, 1589 nt
Organism: Anguilla rostrata (American eel)
Lineage: Eukaryota; Metazoa; Chordata; Actinopteri; Anguilliformes; Anguillidae
Gene: nek6
Product: NIMA-related kinase 6
Exons: 11
Coding region: 320-1252 (310 amino acids)
Biological process (GO): regulation of mitotic metaphase/anaphase transition; positive regulation of canonical NF-kappaB signal transduction; chromosome segregation
Cellular component (GO): cytosol
Molecular function (GO): ATP binding; protein serine/threonine kinase activity
Source: RefSeq, a predicted model, not a curated record